AUGACGACAAGCGAUGAAGCGGCUGCCUUUUGCCACGACCACAUCCAACAUCCUUUGAUGUGGUGUGAUGAGAAAAGACGUCUAGUGGAACGUAGAAAUGCCGAAGAAAGUUUGAGGAUGUGGAGGCGUAGAAAGGCCGAAGAAAUGGCACGUAAAGAAAAAGAAAAACAGGAAUAUUAUGAAUUAUUUGUUAAACACUGCCCUUGGGGUAGACCAGGAGGUGGUGCCCCCAACAUAGAUGUGAGACGAAAGGAUAUAACAGCAGUGGGUCUACAUUCCACCGCACCAAUUACCACUACUCAUCGUUUGACUUCAUUGCAACCAUGUCGUUUUAGUGAUUAUUUUGCUAAACACAAACGUUGCUUAGAUCCAGUAGCCGCAUAUCAUCCUCAUUAUCAUCAUCAUCACCACCAGCAGCAACACCAUUCGGUGCCUCGUGUCACCGCUCACACACAUCAUGCAGUGCAACAUAUAAGUGGUGAUAAUGCACGUCCCAUACAAGCCAGUAGCACUUUAACACUGUGUGAACGUGAUGUGGGUACAGCAGCUACUAGUAGUGGUGGCAAUGGUGGUGGAGCUACUAAUAUAGGGGCUGGAGGAGGUAUUGGUAUUAAGAGCGAUGGCAAUAAACAUGCUGAAAGUUUGCAAAUUACCUUAAAAGAUCAUCCAUCCAUGUCAUUUCGCAACAAGGGGCAUGUUGACAUAGAAGUGCGUUAUAAACCCAAUGCUGCCACAAAGGGUAAACCGAUGUUGGAAAAAAUUGUGGUUACCGAAAGUGACAAGUGUCCUUUGUUGUUGGAGCACAAGAAUGCCAAGUCGGUGGAGGCAAAAGUGAUGUCAACAAGACCAAAGAAAACAUUAGAAAAAAUUGAAAAGCCGCCGAGCAAGGAUCCUUGGGGUAAGGCAGGUCCUGGUGGUAAGCCCUGGCGUAGUCCUAAGGCAGUGGGAAGUUCGUUUAUGAAAUCCUUGGGUUGGACCAACAAACAAAUGCUUAAAGAUUUAGAUCAAGAUAAUCCUGCCACACCAGCGGAGAAACCAACAUUUCGCAAAUCACGUGCUUCCCGUAAACCCACAAGAUGUUGUGACGUGUGCACCUGUACAUGUCCGGCCAUGAUCUUAAAUACCAGCCCACUUAAACCGAUACAAAAACAAACAAAUCCCAAUGCAAUGAAAGAACAGAAACCAAAAAUAUGUCCACGUUUGUUGCGGCACAACAAAACGAUUGAUACGACCACAGACAAUAGUGCCAAUAUGAGAGGUGGCGGUGGUGGUAUUAAAACUGCGACAAUGGCUGAUAAUAAUGGCGUUGAAUUGGUGCCGUUGUUGGCACGUAGACGUGCCUUUGAACGUCCCAUUAGUUUAUCGACAACGGAUGUAACCAAACGUACAGCAUCAAAUGAUAGACUCCACACAGCGGCAGCAGCAGCUGAUGUUGCAACCACUGAUAUGCGUUACUUGCAUGACCUCAAUUGUCAAGUUGCACAAAAAAGACGUUCGAUUAGCGUGGCUCAACAGCUCGACAGGGAUGAGUGUAAUCAACAUUUCAUGGUCUUUGAUACAUUUUGGGGUCGUCCCGGCCAUGGGGCGCCACCAGUGCUAACAAAUAGAAAAUUAAAAUUGGACAAUUUGCUUUAUGGCACUCCCGGUUGUAACUCCGAAUAAAGCAAAAUUUAGUGCAAUGCUAGAGAAGAAAAAAAAAGAACAAAGAGUGAAGUAAUG
Messenger RNA from Lucilia sericata (common green bottle fly), 1719 nucleotides. RefSeq lists its product as uncharacterized. Lineage: Eukaryota; Metazoa; Arthropoda; Insecta; Diptera; Calliphoridae. The transcript is spliced from 6 exons. Bases 1 to 1662 code for a protein of 553 amino acids. The record is from RefSeq and is a predicted model, not a curated record.